Messenger RNA from Quercus robur (English oak), 1124 nucleotides. RefSeq lists its product as uncharacterized. The record is from RefSeq and is a predicted model, not a curated record. NCBI's taxonomy places the organism in Eukaryota, Viridiplantae, Streptophyta, Magnoliopsida, Fagales, Fagaceae.
AUGGCACAUGCCAAGUUCUGGAACCUAUACCUGAGGGGGACCCAAGUAUUCAAAGCCACUCACUGUGAUCGUGCUUUAUACAAUGUAAUGGUGACAAGGCCAAUACAUAUUAUUCCAUACAGUUCUACACUUCAACACAUUUCUUUCCAUAUGCCCAUUAUGAAGGACCAACAUGGCCUCCACCAACCUCUCCUACCUACCAUCACCACCACCGCUACCACCACCACCACCACCACCACUUCUUCAUUAGAUGCCAAUGAAGCUUGUGACACUAAUCUUCUUCCUUUGUCAAAUUGCUCCAUUAUUAUACGUCUUCUCAUGGUCCUCUUCAUUGGGACUCUCUCAUUAUGGGCCAAUUUUGAAGCAUCCAAAGGCUUCGAAAUAACCAUAAUCAAUGAUGCUAAACACACUCCUGCUGGCCAAUACUUCACCCUCUUUUAUGUCUCCAAUGAUAAAGCCACACGCAUAGUCCUUAACACUAGUGAAUUCAUCGAAACCUUCUUUAUCAAUAACAACGAUCACUUCCCCAAGAAAGUUGUACACCAUGUCACUCUUCGUCUAGCUACCCACAACUUCACUCACAAGGUCACCAAUUACCAACUACAACAUGAUUAUGUUAUUAACAUAAACCCUUUGGUAUUCGAAGAUUACGAUGUGAACUAUGCCAUGGUAUUGUCGGUCCAACGUAGCAUGGCAUGUAUAUGGCUAUACGACGGCGAGUCUAGUGCUCCACCAACACUUUUAGAUGGCUUGGUCGAGUAUAUCACCAUGGUUGCUGGCUUUGUUAAUGUUAAAGAUUAUGACAAAGUUUAUAAGUUGCCGGAACUUUGUGACCAGAAAUGGUGGGGGGAUAAGGACCCUAGGGUUGUGGCACAUUUGUUGGGUUAUUUUGAAGAGCAACAAAAGGGGUUCAUCCAACGGCUGAAUCAAGCCAUGAAAGAUAGGUGGGAAGAUCGGAUGGUGGAGGAUACACUAGGGAUGCCAGCUCAGCAUUUAUGUGGUUCAUCAUAUAAUUCUUCAAAAAAUAACCAGCUCUCAAAUUUUAUUGGAUUCUAGUUUGACUGAAGUUACUGAAGCGUGAACUUUUACUUCAACUUGAGGUAUCACAUUUCUCUGCCAAAGGU